This is a messenger RNA of Staurois parvus, 318 nucleotides long. The record is from the annotation of a GenBank genome assembly. Lineage: Eukaryota; Metazoa; Chordata; Amphibia; Anura; Ranidae.
AUGGGUCGCUCUCAGGAGUUCAGUGAAUUCAAGUGUGGUACCGUGAUAGGUUGUCACCUGAGCAAUAAGUCCAUCCGUGAAAUUUCCUUGCUAUUAAAUAUUCCACGGUAAACUGUUAGUGGUUUUAUAACAAAGUGGAAGCAACUGGGAACAACAGCAACUCAGCCAUGAAGUGGUAGGCCAUGUAAAAUGACAGAGCGGGGUCAGUGCAUGCUGAGCUUCAUGGAAUGGGGACCUCUUGAGAUGUCAGCAUACCAAAACAUUUUGGACAAUUUCAUGCUCCCAACUUUGUGGGAACAGUUUGGGGAUGGCCCCUUC